Malania oleifera is the source of this 2430-nucleotide messenger RNA. Its product is annotated as probable anion transporter 6. The coding region runs from base 581 to 1906 and encodes 441 amino acids. The record is from RefSeq and is a predicted model, not a curated record. The transcript is spliced from 3 exons. Gene Ontology annotation, molecular function: transmembrane transporter activity. Gene Ontology annotation, biological process: transmembrane transport. NCBI's taxonomy places the organism in Eukaryota, Viridiplantae, Streptophyta, Magnoliopsida, Santalales, Ximeniaceae.
GUUGUUGUCUACUGCCAUUCUCUUCGAGCUAGGUUUUCAAACCUUAGAUUAAUAGAAUGAUUGUGAGUGAAUAAUAUUUUCAACGAUUUUUGAUUUUCAAUUUAUUAUGUUGCCAUGUAAGUAAAUUUUCAGAUUUGGAAGACGAUGAAAUUUUCGAUGCGUUGGGUUAGGGCUCAUUAUUUGGCUUCUCUUCGCGCUGUUGGGUGUUCUUGUGAUUGCAAUUUUUUGCUCCAAAUGCUGUGUUAUAGGUUUUAUCCCUUGUUUGUGAGCUCAUAGGUCUUGUGUCAACACUUCUCAAUAAGAUGAGGUUGAUAUUAACUACACUAGACGUCGGGUGAUAUUACUGAAUUUGGCAUGAGAAAUCUGGUAAGGACCAGUGGCUGCACUGAGCAAAUGGGUUUUCCGUGAAGCAGAUAAAUUGAAGGUUCUGCUGAAGUCUUGAUAUUUUGGUUAGGCAUUGCAGCCAUCUUUCAUUCUUUAGUAGGGGUGUGGAUAAGAAGUGAAAAAUGUUGGAAAGUGGGUCAUCAUUGUACAGUUGACAAUGUGGGGCAGACCUAUGUGAUGAAACUACAAUUGAAAUAUGAGGAUAAAAUUUCCAAAACGUUACUGGAUUGUUGUUUUAACCUUCAUUUGCACAAGUGUUUGUUAUGUAGAACGUGUGGGCUUUUCAAUUGCAUAUACUGUUGCUGCUGAUGCUGCUGGUGUAAACCAAUCAAGUAAAGGCACCAUACUUUCGACAUUCUAUUAUGGGUAUGCCUGUUCACAGGUUCCUGGAGGAUGGGCAGCUCAGAAAAUAGGGGGAAGGCGCAUUCUUCUCCUUUCAUUUGUCUUAUGGUCUUUAAUUUGUGCUUUAGUUCCUUUAGACCCCAACCAAGUUAUGACAUUAGUGAUGGCCCGCUUGCUUGUUGGUGUGGCACAAGGGUUUAUCUUCCCUUCCAUCCAUACUGUGCUAGCACAAUGGGUCCCAGUCCAUGAGAAAUCUAGAUCUGUUUCACUUACUAUGUCCGGGAUGUACCUUGGUGCAGCUGCAGGUAUGCUUGUACUUCCAAGUCUAGUGAAGUAUGGAGGCCCACAAUCUGUCUUCCUUGCUGAAGCAGCAUUUGGGGCCUUGUGGUGUAUACUUUGGUUCAAAUAUGCUUGUGACCCACCAAGUUCUGAACAGCCAAAAGCCACUGCUGCUGGAUUUGAGGAAUCUAUGUUGCCUAUAGUAGGGAGUCAUAAGAUGAAAGUGGAGAAUGGAGGAAAUCUUGUAAGAACUUCCAAAAUCCCAUGGAAAAGAAUUCUCCUAAGCUUACCAAUUUGGGCAAUUGUGGUGAAUAAUUUCACAUUUCAUUAUGCUUUGUAUGUGCUGAUGAACUGGCUGCCAACCUACUUUGAACAAGGCCUCCAACUGAGUCUUCACGAAAUGGGUUCUUCUAAGAUGAUGCCUUACUUUAACAUGUUUAUAUUUUCAAAUAUUGGUGGGGUAGUUGCUGACCACUUUAUUACUCGAAGGAUCUUGUCUGUGACUAAAACAAGAAAGGUUUUGAACACCAUUGGAUUUCUUGUUUCUUCGUUUGCAUUGAUGGCACUUCCUGUAUUCAGAACGCCUGGUGGGGCUGUUUUUUGUUCUUCUGUGGCUCUUGGUUUCCUGGCACUAGGGAGAGCUGGGUUUGCAGUAAAUCACAUGGAUGUUGCUCCCAAAUAUGCAGGAAUUGUGAUGGGAGUUUCUAAUACAGCUGGUACGUUAGCCGGCAUUAUUGGGGUUGAUCUGACUGGCAGGCUUCUUGAAGCUGCCAAAACUGCUCAUUCUGAUCUUUCAAGUCCAGAAAGCUGGAGGGCGGUGUUUGUUAUACCAGGGCUGCUCUGUAUUUUUAGUUCCGUUGUGUUUCUAAUAUUCUCCACAGGUGACAGGAUUUUUGACUGAGACAAGCUUCAUAUGUUCCGUGGCUAAUUCUGCUGGUUGAGCUCUCUGAUGCAUUAUUCCGGGAUGCCACUCAUUCCCGGCAGAGGUAUAUACUGAAGUUCAUGGUCCAAAAGGAUUUAGGGCAGGUUUGGUAUUGCAGUUGUGGCCUGCAGCAGCUCAGUUUGUGCUAGCUGCAUUGCAGUCAACAGUUGCUCUUGCCGGUGAUGGAGCUUAUGGAACACUUGGAGAAAAGCACAAUUCUACGUUCACUAACUGCUAUCAAAUGCAUGAAUGCUGAAUACUAAUUGCAACCUCCAAAAGUAAUACAAACUGCUAAGCCAAACACACUUCAUCGGGAACAUAUAAUCUAUUAGAAUGCCCCAUUUUGAUUUACCAUAUGUUCUUUCAUCUUUCUUUUUUCCUGUUCUCCUCCCCCCCAAACUCCCAUUUGGUUUCAGACUGGCAAUAAUUCAGUCGCAUCUGUUAGUAUGUUACAUUAUGAGGCAAAAGUUAUUUUCAGAGAACUUUUAAAUUUGUUUUCAAGA